UACCGACUGGAACCAAGUUAUGGCACAAUAUGGAAGUUAUCUCUCCGAGGAUGAUGCCACUCAGUUUCAGAACACUGCAUUUGCUCCUACGCCUGAGAUACCAGCCCAGGGAUCACCAGCACCACCUCCUGUGAAGAAGGCUCCUCAACGCACAAAGCUAGCAAAUUUCACGUCUGAAGAGGAUAUGAGGGUUUGUCAAGCUUGGUUGGCUGUGAGUUGUGAUCCCAUUGUCAACACUGGUCAGAAGCGUCAAGGAUUUUGGAAUCGGAUUACAGAGGCAUACAACUCUCGCAGAGGAUCAAUGCCAGAGAGGUCUACAAAAUCUCUCAUGAGCAGGUGGGACAGUAUCAAAACUCAAUGUUCUACAUUUGCUGGAUACAUGAUGGCUGUGCUUCGACAAAACCCAAGUGGCAUGACUGAUGCAGAUAAGACAUCUCUUGCGGCUACUCGGUUUGCUGCUGUUGAAAAGAAGCCCUUCCAUUUCUUACAUUGUUGGUCCAUAUUGAAGGAUCAACCAAAAUGGAUGGACCAGCACAUGGGUAACCAGAUUCCUCCACCGAACCCUAUUGGAACCCAAUCCAAUACUAUUGACUUAGAUGGUGGUGAAGACUCAGCUCCAUCAAGUUUUACUUCGAAGAGACCGCUUGGUCGUGAUUCAGCCAAGGAAAAGGCAAAGAAGCAAAGAUCAGAGAACACAUCAUCCACUGAUUCGGAGUACCUAACACGGAUGGGUGAGCUUUCUUUGGAACGGUUAUCUGUGUACAAAUCAGUAGCUUCAACUGAGGAGAAGAAGUUGGAGUUCAUGAAGAAACAGGAGAGGCAGAAACUCAUAUUGGAGAGGAAGAAGCUUAAUCUAGAGAAGAUGAAGAUGGAACGACAAAAGGUGAAGGAGGAGACGGAACAGGAGGUACUGAUAUUGAGCAUGGAUUUGACAAAAUGUAACCCCCUCCUUCGACAGUACUAUGAGGCGAAACAACAGGAGAUUCUGGCAAGGGUGACUGGAAGCUCGUCGUCAAGCAAGUGAAUGUUCAUGAAGACAUUGUAGUGUUUGAGGAAGUAAUGUUAGUUGUUUUCGAAAACAAGUUUAUUUACAGCACUUGUGCACUUGACAUUUUCCUGUUGUGUCAUGGUUUGGAGAACAAGUUUAUGUUUCUGCACUUGUAAUUUUUUUGAGAAUGAAGAACAAGUUUAUGUUUCUGCACUUGUGCAUUGUAGGGGUUGUACAAUAAUGUUGUUGCAUACAAAUAGUAGACUUGCUUCAUCAUAUUGCAGUAGUUGCAUUCCACCAUUACACAUAAUAGCUUGGGACAAACAUAACCUAGGACAUUACUGCAUACUACCUUCAGACAAACAGAACAUACGACAUUACACAUGACACUACGACAUUUUAUUGAUGGUACUAACAUAAACUACAUACUUAAGUAGCUCCCGAUCCAAGCCGCGCCCAGUGGUGGUGGAUUAGAUCAACCUGCAACUGAUUAUAUUUAACUGCAUCAUGUAGUUGGUCGUACCUAUUGUUUAUGAACUCAUUGCGCUCGGACAUGGAACCAUGAGAGGUGUCGGCCAAAACUCCGAUGUUGUCGAAGCUUGUGUUCAAAGACGAAGGACCUUCAUCUUCUACGAUCAUGUUGUGCAAGAUGAUGCAAGUUUUCAUGAUGUCUCCAAUGUGUUGUGGAGACCAACCAUAUGCAGGACCACGAACUAUGGCCCAUCGCUUCUGUAGUACUCCAAAUUGUGCAUCCGUGUACACCGGUUGCGCGCAAAAGUAGUCGGCUCGGAUUCUUGCAUCACCGCUGAUAUGGUCACGAUGGAUGCGAACACGCCCGGGAAUGGAACCAGCAUACCGACGCUCGUUAAGUGCACGACGCCUACGAUGUUGGUACGUCGCAACCUCGAGGUCAUGGUCUUCAUCUUCCAUGUCUUGCGCCAUGCGAACAAAAAUAUUGGAAUCUAUGAACGGGUUCAUUGUUGU
Molecule: messenger RNA, 1972 nt
Organism: Zea mays
Lineage: Eukaryota; Viridiplantae; Streptophyta; Magnoliopsida; Poales; Poaceae
Product: glutathione S-transferase T3-like
Exons: 2
Coding region: 20-1024 (334 amino acids)
Source: RefSeq, a predicted model, not a curated record